Saprolegnia diclina VS20 is the source of this 1513-nucleotide messenger RNA. RefSeq lists its product as hypothetical. The record is from RefSeq and is a predicted model, not a curated record. The transcript has a single exon. Gene Ontology annotation, biological process: amino acid metabolic process. Gene Ontology annotation, molecular function: pyridoxal phosphate binding; carboxy-lyase activity. Lineage: Eukaryota; Oomycota; Saprolegniomycetes; Saprolegniales; Saprolegniaceae. The coding region runs from base 21 to 1478 and encodes 485 amino acids.
UUGCACUCCAUCCCCCAAGCAUGACCCCGACGCCCGAGCUGCCGCCGAUCCCGAGCGACUACGACUGGGAGCAGUUCCGCGCCAACGCACACGCGACCAUCGACUUUAUCGUCGACUACCAAAAGCAGCUGCACGCGCGCCAGAUCCCAGUCUUGCCGUCGUGCCAGCCGGGCGACUUGCGCCGCGCGUUGGCCAAGAAGGCGCCCGAGCACCCGGUCGCGUGGUCGCAGAUCAUGGCCGACGUCCAGGACCAAGUCGUGCCCCGCAUGACGCACUGGCAGCACCCCGAUUUUUAUGCGUACUUUCCGUCCAUGGCUGCGCCGUCCGCGAUCCUUGGCGACAUGAUGGCGAGCGCGAUGAACCAGCCGGGCUUCAACUGGAUCUGCUCGCCGGCCGCGACCGAGCUCGAGCUCCACGUCAUGGACUGGCUCCGCGAAGCCUUUGAGUUGCCGGAGACCAUGUCGUGGGGCAGCAGUGGCGGUGGCGUCAUGCAGCCGAGCGCGACCGAGGGCAUGAUCGUCGCGCAGGUGAGCGCCCGCACGCGCAAGCUCGCGUCCAACCCGGACAUUUCGCUCAACGCGCUCGUGAGCUACUACAGUGACCAGUCGCAUUUCUGUGUCGAGAAGGCGAGCAAGGUCCUCGGCGUCACGCAUUUGCGCAAGAUUGCCUCUGUGUACGAUGACGCGAGUGGCAACUACGCCAUGGACUCGGCGCUUCUCGAGGCGACCAUGGCUGACGACGUCGCGAACGGUCUUUUGCCGUUCUUUGUCUCGGCCAACUUUGGCGCCACCGGCGUCUGCGCCAUCGACGAUGUGCCUGCGAUCGCCGCCGUCGCCGCCAAGUACGACGCGUGGCUUAACCUCGACGCGGCGUAUGCAGGCGUCGUCGCGAUCCUCCCCGAGAUGCGCCCGCUUCUCCGCGGCCUCGACCUCGUCGACUCGGUCUUGAUCAACGGCUCGAAAUGGUUCAACCUCCUCUUCAACUCGAGCUUCAUGUUCUUUACGCAGAAAGAGUACGUCGUCCGCGCGCUCAACGCGACCGGCUCGUACCUUGAGAACAAGCACACGGCCGACAACAAGGUGUUUGACCUCAAGGACUACCAGCUCGGCCUCGGCCGGCCGUUCCGGAGCUUGAAGGCGUACUGCACGAUCAACAGCAUGGGGCUCCAGGGCUUCCGUGACGUGCUCUCGCGCCACAUCUCGCUCGCCAAGUACCUCGCGUCGGGCCUCUCAGACACGAACCGCAUUGAGAUUGUGCGCCAAGUCGACUUUGGCCUCGUCUGCUUCCGCGUCAAGAACGCGGAUGAUGCAGCCAACAUGGCGGUCAUGGAGCGCCUCAACCAGACCGAAGGCAUCCACUUUGUGCACACAGUGACCGCGCACCACGGUGUCGUCCUCCGCAUUGCGCUCUGCCACCCGCAGCUGACGACGGCCGACAUGGACGGUCUCGUCGCCAAGAUCGUGCGCUGCCUUCCGUAAAAGGUUGCGUAAUCUAGAUUUGUUUGCACUUGUCG